AUGCAAUUACAUACUGAAUGGUCUGAACAGCAAAGGCGACGUCUUUAUCGAAUUGCUUUAAAUUUUUUUAACAAAAAACCUGAUCGCGGUAUUCAAUUACUUAUUCGUUGGGGUUUUGUUGAAGAAAGUCCUCCAGUAAUUGCUCGACUUUUUAGAGAGAGACGAGGUCUUUCACGACAAAUGAUUGGAGAAUAUUUGGGUACUCUUCGUUCACCUUUUCAUAAAAAAGUUUUGGAACACUUUAUUUCUGACCUUCCAAUGCAUAAUGUUGAGAUUGAUAUAGCUUUACGUCAAUUGCUCAAACAUUUUAGACUGCCUGGAGAAGCACAGAAAAUUGACCAUAUUAUUCAGACAUUUGCUCACAUUUAUGUAGCUUACAACCCUCAUCUUUCUUCAAAAAAUGGUUCUGAUAGUAUGUAUAUUUUGGCAUUUGCUGUAAUUAUGUUAAACACUGAUUUACACACACCUUCAUUAAAAGACUCUAGAAGGAUGAAAUUGGAUGAAUUUAUUAAAAAUUUGUGUAGAGUGGAAGAAGGCAAAAACUUGGACAAAAAAAUGCUUGCUGGCAUAUAUGAAAGGGUAAAGGAAUUUGAAUUUCGUACUGAUCAGGACCAUGUGUCUCAAGUAUUGAAAAUUGACCAAUGUAUUGUUUCCAAGGAGAAACAGGUAAAAAUACAUAUUAUUUUUUAUUUUAAAAUUGACUAA
Molecule: messenger RNA, 705 nt
Organism: Meloidogyne enterolobii
Lineage: Eukaryota; Metazoa; Nematoda; Chromadorea; Rhabditida; Meloidogynidae
Source: the annotation of a GenBank genome assembly